Emericellopsis cladophorae is the source of this 1584-nucleotide messenger RNA. Its product is annotated as putative membrane protein-like protein. The record is from RefSeq and is a predicted model, not a curated record. Lineage: Eukaryota; Fungi; Ascomycota; Sordariomycetes; Hypocreales; Bionectriaceae. Gene Ontology annotation, biological process: transmembrane transport. The coding region runs from base 1 to 1584 and encodes 527 amino acids. Gene Ontology annotation, molecular function: transmembrane transporter activity. The transcript has 2 exons.
AUGUCUCUAAUCAAGCAGACGCGCACUCGCAACCCCGAUGACUUUCCGACAUUGCAACUCUUCCUCCUUGCCAUCGUACGCUUGGCCGAGCCAAUCGCGCUCACAUCCAUCUUCCCCUACGCUUGGGCAUUCGUGAAGCAAUUCCACGUCGGAAACGAACAAGAUGCAGCCUUCUACGCCGGUCUCCUCAUCUCUUCCUUCUCGCUGGCCGAGGCGGCCAUGGGCAUGUUCUGGGGCGGGCUCUCGGAUCGUGUAGGCCGCAAGCCCGUCCUGGUUGUCGGAUGUCUCGGCACCAUGCUCAGCAUGGUCCUCGUCGGCUUCGCUUCCAACAUCUGGAUGGCCUUGAUCGGACGCGCCGUGGGCGGCCUGCUGAACGGCAACAUUGGUGUCAUCCAGACCAUGGUCGGCGAGCUCGUCACCAAGCCAGAGCACGAGCCGCGCGCAUACUCUGUCAUGCCCUUUGUGUGGAGCGUCGGUACAAUUAUUGGACCCUGCAUUGGCGGUACGUUUGCCGAACCCCACGCAUCCUGGCCAGGCCUGUUCCCAGAGGGCAGCCUGUUCGAUCGUUUCCCCUACCUCCUCCCCAACCUUGUCUGCGCGGGGCUGCUGGCCAUCAGCAUUGUGCUCGGCUUCCUCCUUCUCGAAGAGACGCACCCUGACAUGCAGCCUCGCUUGGCGUUGCCUGUUGACACAUAUGUCUCGGAGGAGACGCCGUUGCUCGAAACAUCAGAUGCUAUGAAGCGACCCGCGGUCGAUCUUCGCUCCGAAACCUACGGCGCUAUCAACGUCGAAGACGAGUGUGAAGAGGUCACGCGCGAGAAGAACACCAUCCCCAGCAUCUGGAGCAAGCGCAUCAUCAACUUGAUCAUCGCCCUCUGCAUCUUCACCUACCACUCGAUGACAUACGACCACCUGAUGCCCAUCUUCUUCGAGGACGAGCGCGUCAACUCGGUCAUGCAGGCUGCCGCUGGCCACAGUGGCACGGCACCAUUUUACUCUCCUGGUGGGCUGGGCUUGUCGAUGCCGUCCGUCGGAAUGAUCAUGGCCGUCAACGGUGUCAUUGCCCUGUUCGUGCAGGCUGUCAUCUUCCCGAUUGCUGCCGAGCGGGUCGGUGUGUACAAGUUGUUUCUCAUUGUCACGGUACUACAUCCCAUCGCGUACGCUCUCGUGCCCAUGCUCCUCCUCGUCCCCCAGAACCUCAUCUUCCCUGCCAUCUACGCCUGCUUGACAGUGCGCAACAUUCUCUCCAUUAUCCUCUACCCUCUCCUCCUCAUCCUCCUCAAGGAGGCCACCCCUUCACCAAAAGCACUCGGCGCCAUCAACGGCCUUGCUGCCAGUGCCGGCGCGGCGUGCCGCAUGGUCGCACCCCCUGUUGCAGGGUAUCUGUACACCUGGGGCAGCCGCAUGGACUGCACCGCCGUGGCCUGGUACGGCAGCGCCGUUGUGGCGAUUGUUGGUGCUGUACAGUGCUUCUCGGUGACUCGGGAGCGAUGCCCCGACACCCACGAAGAAGUCGCCCCUUCUCAGCGCAAGCACCAACCUUCCGUCGCGGUCACUGAAGUAUCAGACGACAGAAGCGAUUAG